This is a messenger RNA of Pogona vitticeps (central bearded dragon), 3019 nucleotides long. Lineage: Eukaryota; Metazoa; Chordata; Lepidosauria; Squamata; Agamidae. The record is from RefSeq and is a predicted model, not a curated record.
UCAUUUGGAGUUUGACACUUUAAAAAAAAAAUCGAUCCCAGAACGUGGUGUCUGAUAUGCCAAAAAAGCCAGGCAAGAGAUUUGCUGAGAGCCCUGGCUAUUUUUGUUAGAAGCUGAUACUUCAGUCUGAGCUGCAAGCAUUGCCUUGGGAAAGGAGUUAGUUUCUUGGGAGGUGGGGAGGGCAGGUCAGGGCUUAACAGAGAAGACAGCUCCCAAGAAGAAAAGGACAAAAAAAAAAAAGACCCCCAAAGAAAGUAAAGAACGGUAGAGGACUUCCCACCUCUUAAUUUGCUGUCUCCUGCAAGAGUCAAGGCUGACCCUGUCGUAUCCUCUGAGCCGGCAAUAUAACGUGACCUUUCCACCAGAGUGUUUCUCACCCUCACCAUUAUGACUGAGAUUACAGCAGAAGGACCCGUAUCCACCACUACAGUGAUAGACAGCAAGAAUGGCGCAGUCCCCAUUCCACACAUGAAGGUGUCCAAGAGAUCUGUAUCAGAAGACUUUGCAACCACAUUCAGCUCACCAGCAGCAUGGCUCCUUGUUGCAGCUCUUAUUGUUACAUGGUCAGCUGUGGCGAUUGUCAUGUUUGACUUAGUGGAUUACAAAACCCUGGCAGGAAUACAUCAAUUUGAUAUUGACAAAGAGGUGGGGAAGGCAGAGAUCCCUAGAGGUCAAUCAGUAAGCAAACUCGCCACUGAUCCACUGAGACUCAUACAGGGUGCUGUAGAAGAGACCACCAAUUCAGUUUAUGGCUUUCUUUCAUUAAUGUCUGACCUCAUAUUUGAAGAUGAAGAGGAGGGUGAAAAAGGUGAGGUAAAGCCUUCCAUGAAAGUAAAAGAAGAAGUCCAACCACCGGUCAAAAAGAAAGAGAUCCAGAUAGAUAAGCCCGAAAGAGAAGAGAAGAUUGAAAAGAAGGCACUGCCGAGAGAAAUUCAAGGAGAGAAACCUGAAAAAAAGGAGAAAGUUGAAAAGAAACUGCCUCCCAAAGUAAGUCACAAAGAAAAGCCUGAAAAACCAGAGAAAGCCGAAAAACCAGAGAAAGCCGAAAAACCUAAAAAACCUGAAAAAUCAGAGGAACUAGAAAAACCUGUGAAAAAAGAAGUCUAUAAAGUGCCUCCCAAAGAGAAAGCUGCAAAGCAAGAAAAGCCUACAAAGAAACCACCUCCUUCCCCAAAAGUAACAGAGAAGGCGAAACCUGAACGGCAACCAAAGAUUGAAGAAAAAGUUGCUCCAAAAGAAAAGAAGAGCACCAAAGCGGAAGAAAAAACUAAAAAGGAUGCGAAAGAAAGAAAACCAGAAUCCAAGGCUCCUGAAAAAGGGAAGCACAAGGAAGUCAAAGUACAUGACAUUGGACCAGCCAAAGCGAAAGCCAAGGAAGAGGCUGCCCUGGAGCUUACAACAAAGUCAGACACAAAAGAUCAAUACGAAUUCUGUCGCUAUAUGAUUGACAUGUUUGCGCACGGGGAUUUGUAUACAGGUCCAGCUCCUCAACUGUUUUUACCACAUACCCCAGCAAUUACACCUGCACUCCCAGCUGCUGAAGUUGGAAAGCCUAAUACGACAGCUACUGAACCAAAAAAAGAAGCAAAAAGAAGAAAAGAAGUUCCAGAAAAGAAAGCUAUUCAUGAAGUUAAAACAAAAGAAGCAGAAGAAAGAAAAAAGGUAACUCACAAGAAGAAAAUUAUUCCUGAAAUUAAAGGGAAAGCUUUGGAACAGGAAAAGAAGGUAACCCAAGAGAAGAAAGCUAUUUCUGAAACAAAAAUUAAAGGGGGAAAAGAAGAAAGAAAGAAAGCUCUUGAGAAAACAGCUGUCCCUGAAGUUAAAAAGGCAGAACCAGAAAAAGCUCCUGCAGCCCAUCCAGCUUCUGUGAAGGUAGCUGUGCGAGAACCAUUCAAGAAAGAAAAGCCAGUCGAAAGAGCCAAGCAGCCAGUGAAGGAUGUGCCUGUAAAAGCAUCAGUUACACAAGAAACUCAUAAACCAAAAGAAACAGAACUAACCAAAAUAGAACCUGCUGCCCAUUUGACUAAAAAAGCAGUACAUGAAAAGAAAGAAGACAGAUUAUUAAAGGCAGUGGAGCAAGACAAACCAAAAUCCAAAGAAACAAAAGAUAUCAGAGGGAAAGAAGCAAAACAUGUGGCACCAAAAGUCAAAGAUGUUGCAAAAGAAAAAGUGAAGUCUCCUACUACUGUGAAAGAAAAAGAGGCAGUAAAACCAAAGGAAGUAAAGCCUACCAUUCCCCAGAAGCAGAAAGCACCUGAAGUGAUAAAAGAAACCAAAGAUACUUCUCAUCGUGCCAUUGCAGGAAAGAGAGAAGAACACAAACCAAUGAGACAAGAGGUUCUUAAGCACGACAAAGGAGCUCCUCAAGGAAAGCCAGAAGAAAUCACAGUAGCAGAUAAGAAAAAAGCAGAAAAGCCUUUGAAGGAAAAAGACAGAAAAAUGGCAGCGGUGACUCAUUUGAAAGAAGAAAAAGCCAAGGUCCCAGCAGUAAAAGAAUCCCAUCACCAUCGUAACAUGACAACAGACAAGCUUUCAAAGGCUUCAAAAGCAACAGCUGCUGUCCGCUACUAUCAGUGUGUCUUUGUAAAUGGAUACAAUGACUACAAACCGCAACACCCUGUUACCCCUGCCCAGGACUACAAAGGAAAGGCCGGGCAGACAAAAAAUUCUGGGCACAAGAUCAAGACACUGAAACAAUAGAGUCACACAACCUACAAUAUUGUGAUGAUUUUGCACUUUAGGCCCUUGAUAGAGGGUCAUGUGAUAUCCAUUGGCACCUGUGAUGAUGGAACUACGAUCCAAUUGAUCAUGUAUACUUGGAAAUGUUCUCUGCUCAUUUGUCAGAACAGCACAAGAAAAAAGAGGAGGAGAUGUAACAAUGUUUGAGAGAAUCUCCAAGUACCCAUUUCCUGAAGGAAAGCAAGGUGCUAAAAUUGUACUUGACAAGAAGUAAAGCUGUGUUUGCAUGUGCUUGUAUGUGUUUCUUACGUUUAUUUCCUCUCAUGUGAUUGUUGAUUGG